AGGCGUUUCUGGGUGGCACGCUGGGGCCUGUAGUUUCUGAAGCGAUCGCGGUAGUGAGUGAGUUGCAUUGCGGGAAACGCAGCUGGCAGAAGAUAGUGGGCCAAAACCGGAGCAGAUUCAUUCCCUUCUCUUUUGGACGUAGUUCUGCUUGAGGAAGUUUGUCCUCGGCUGGUUCCGUAAACAGAGAAGACCUAGAGUGGAGAGGCUGAGGUGAUGGAUGUGACUCAGCCUAAACAGGAGCAUCUCUUGGCCCUGAAAGGUCCUGUUUUCUUCUGAUCUGCACAGCUCACGGCAAUGAAAGAUUCUUUAAAGUGAUAACAUCUCAUUAGUGGCGAGGCUCUUCCAAGGAACCUUUAAAAUAAGAACAUGUGGAUUCCUAUUGUACAAGCAUGGAGGUGGUUCUGCACUAUCGAGCAUGGGAAAAGGACCCCACAGUAUUGCAAAAAAUCACAGAAGAGGCACUGAAGGAAUUUCCUGUUCGGCAGCUGCCAAGCUUCAUUCCCUGGUUUCCAAACGACUGCAAACUUCCCCUCAAGCCUAAACAAAGGCCUCCAGUAAUUUCUGCUGAAGAAGCAGGGCAAGUACAACAACAUCUUGCAACUCCAGAAACUGUUUGCAGCUCUCCGUCUUAUGAUUGUACAGAAGGACUGCAGGAAUUUCAUCCCAAUACAAAAGCUGGGCAGUGUUUACAAGCAGAGUGUGGGGGAAAUAAUGUGAACAAUUUCAAAAAGCAAUCAGCAUGUGACAGGCAGAAGUUGAAGAGAUCUUGGAGUGUGUCUGUGCCCAACUCUAAGCUUAAAGACAAGAUUCUUCCUUUAUCUGAAGAAUUGCGAAGCUCUUUAGAAAAAUUAAAGCUCCAUGCAUUCUACAGAGGACAGUGGUUAAUUGAACCAUCCACUUUUAAUAAUCAAACACUGGAGGACAUUUGGAUAAAGCUGAAUAGGAUGAUCAAACACAAUGAACUGCCUUCUUGUAAUGCAACAAUCCAAAGAUUGAUGAGAUUAACCAAGCCUACUUUGUUCACCAAUAUCCCUGUGACGUGUGAAGAGAGAGAUUUGCCAGGAGAUCUAUUCAACCAGUUAAUGAAAGAUGAUCCUUCCACUGUAAAAGGAGCAGAGACAUUAAUGCUUGGGGAAAUGUUGACUUUGCCUCAGAACUUUGGAAAUAUAUUCUUAGGAGAGACAUUUUCCAGCUACAUAAGUGUACAUAAUGACAGUCAUCAAGUGGUAAAAGAUAUUUUGGUAAAGGCUGACCUACAGACAAGUUCACAGCGUUUAAACCUUUCAGCCUCCAGUUCUGCAGUAGCAGAACUCAAACAAGACUGUUGCAUCGAUGAUGUAAUUCACCAUGAAGUAAAAGAAAUAGGGACACACAUCUUAGUGUGUGCUGUAAGCUACACCACCCAGACAGGUGAGAAGAUGUACUUCAGAAAGUUCUUCAAAUUUCAGGUCCUCAAACCCCUAGAUGUGAAAACAAAAUUCUACAAUGCUGAGAGUGACCUCAGUUCUGUGACUGAUGAAGUCUUUUUGGAAGCUCAGAUUCAGAACAUCACAACUUCUCCAAUGUUUAUGGAGAAGGUGUCAUUGGAGCCUUCAAUGAUGUACAAUGUAGCAGAAUUAAAUGCUGUUGGCCAAGGUGGAGAAAGCUUGUCCACAUUUGGUACGAGGACAUACUUGCAGCCCAUGGAUACACGGCAGUAUUUAUACUGUCUGAAACCCAAGCAGGAGUUUGCAGAGAAAGCUGGAGUUAUUAAAGGCGUAACAGUUAUUGGGAAGCUAGACAUUGUAUGGAAGACAAACCUGGGCGAAAGGGGAAGGUUGCAAACCAGUCAGCUUCAAAGAAUGGCUCCAGGUUAUGGUGAUGUGAGGCUUUCACUGGAGACCAUACCAGACACAGUAAACCUGGAAGAACCUUUUGAAAUUACAUGUAAAAUAACAAAUUGCAGUGAAAGGACCAUGGAUCUGGUUUUGGAAAUGUGCAACACUAACUCCAUUCACUGGUGUGGAGUAUCUGGAAGGCAGCUGGGCAAACUUCACCCCACUUCCUCCCUUCAUCUGACACUUACGUUACUCUCAUCAGUACAGGGACUACAAAGCGUCUCUGGUUUGAGAUUGACAGACACCUUUUUGAAGAGAACGUAUGAAUAUGAUGAUAUUGCACAAGUCUGUGUGGUUUCUUCAAAAAUAAAAGAGAACUAAAAGAAAAUCCUCUUGUUUUAAUAUUUCCCGUUUUGAAAUAUUUGGACCAACUGUCUGGCAACAGAACCAUAAUUAAGCCAAACGGCAUCAAUCUGUAAUUAAGUAUUUCCUUAUUUAACUUCUCCUCUGGAAGUCAAUCUGGCAUCUCUGAAACGUUUUAAUCACUGUUACUUUGUAAAGAGCCAACCAUGUGUAUUUUAAUGUAUUUGGAAAUAAAGCCUUUAGUCAAACUA
Hemicordylus capensis (graceful crag lizard) is the source of this 2431-nucleotide messenger RNA. Its product is annotated as trafficking protein particle complex subunit 13. Gene Ontology annotation, cellular component: TRAPPIII protein complex. The coding region runs from base 390 to 2198 and encodes 602 amino acids. The transcript has 14 exons. NCBI's taxonomy places the organism in Eukaryota, Metazoa, Chordata, Lepidosauria, Squamata, Cordylidae. The record is from RefSeq and is a predicted model, not a curated record.